Molecule: messenger RNA, 2190 nt
Organism: Colletotrichum karsti
Lineage: Eukaryota; Fungi; Ascomycota; Sordariomycetes; Glomerellales; Glomerellaceae
Product: asparagine synthase
Exons: 4
Coding region: 1-2190 (729 amino acids)
Molecular function (GO): asparagine synthase (glutamine-hydrolyzing) activity
Source: RefSeq, a predicted model, not a curated record
AUGUGCGGUAUCUCGGCCUGUCUGACGCUCCAGCCUGGGCAACACUUUCACACCGAGGCCCUCAAUGGGUAUGCGAGUGGCACCAACGGGACGGCGGAAGCUCAGACCAACGGUCAUUCGAAGUCGACUCAGGAUCUGGAAAGGCAGUUGAGCAAGAGCCUCGAGGCGAUCAGCCACAGAGGUCCGGACUCGCAGGGGGUGUGGGUUAGCGAAGAUGGAUUCAUUGGGCUGGGUCAUUGUCGUCUGGCGAUCAAUGACUUGACACCUGAUGGCAACCAGCCAAUCCACAGUGACGAUGAGACGAUCCAUGCCGUGGUCAAUGGAGAGAUCUACGACCAUGAUCGUAUCCGACAAGAGUGUGAACAGAGAGGUUACAAGUUUAGAGGUCACAGCGACAGUGAAGUCAUCGUCGCCUUGUACAAGGCUUAUGGUGCGCCCCGCUUCCUCGAACAUCUCCGAGGUGAAUUCGCAUUCGUUCUGUAUGACGAGACGGCGGGCAAGGUCAUCUUGUGCCGCGACAGAUUCGGCAUCAAACCCCUCUUGUGGACGAUUGUUCGCCAGGAAGAUGGUAGGAACAGACUGAUCGUCGCGCCGGAGGCCAAGGCGUUCCUUCCGCUGGGAUGGAAACCCCAGUGGGACGUCGAGGCGAUUGUCGAUGGCGGGUGGAUGCAAGACGGCCGGUCAUUGUUCAAAGGCGUCAAGAAAGUGCCGCCCGGGCACUGGAUGGAGAUUUCCAAGGAUGGUGUGAUGCAGAUACAUCAGUACUGGGACGCUGAUUACAAGGAUAAGACCGAAGGCGAGACACGCAGCGUGGACGAGAUGGUUCUCGGUCUUCGAGAGAGACUGACCGAAGCCAUAAAGUUGAGACUUCGCGCGGACGUUCCCAUUGGUAUCUACCUCUCGGGCGGUAUCGACUCGUCUCUGGUCGCGGGUAUCGUGACACGUUUGGUCAGAGAUGAAGGCAUCAAGAUUGGAAACCAGGAUGCGACGAGUCGUAUCAGUUGUUUCACUAUUGAGUUCCCCAAGGAGUCGGGUUUCGACGAGUCUGACAUCGCGGAGAGGACGGCUCAGCACCUCGGCGUCCAAAUCCAGAAGAAGCAAAUCAAUGAGACUGAACUGGCGGCCAACUUCGCCGACUGCGCAUACCAUUGCGAACACCACCACUUCGACCUCAACUGCGUGGGGAAAUUCGCCUUAUCGUCCCUUCCAAAUGAGAACGGCGUCAAAGUCGUCUUGACCGGAGAGGGCGCCGACGAGCACUUCGCCGGAUACGCCUUCUUCCCGCCCGAUCUCUUGCGAGAACCAGACCUCUCAAUGCCGGAUUCGCCCUUGGUUGCCGAUUCCACGCUUCGCGAGAACAUGCAGAGGUCGACCGAGCGGGACAUCAAACUCCUCAUCCCACGCGCCGGAGCCUUCGAGCACGGCUGGGAGUCGACGCCGGCCAUGAAGAAGGUCAACGACACGAUUCUAACGCCCUGCAUCCUCGCCUGGCACCCGACCCUCGAGAUCUUCGCACCGUGGGUCAAGGAGAGCGAGAAGUGGGCCCAACUCGAUUGCAGGGACGUCAUCGUCAAGUCGUUCAAGCCGGCUGUGCAGGAGAAGAUGCAGAAGAAGUGGCAUCCUCUCCACACCGCGCAGUACAUCUACAGCAAAGGCCCCCUCCCGAAUAUCCUGCUGAGUUGCCUCGGCGACUUGACGGAGAUGUCGCACAGCGUCGAGGCCCGGACGCCGUUCCUGGAUCACAAGUUGACGGAGUACGUUAAUAACCUCCCGCCGAGCCUGAAGAUGGCAUAUACUCCAGACAAGAUUCCUCCCGAGCGUCACCAGGGCCCAUGGUGGGAGGGCAUCGGCGUGGCGUCACAGGCUCUGACUGAGAAAUGGAUUUUGAGGGAAGCGGCGAAGCCGUUCAUCUUGAAGGAAUUGUAUGAGAGGCAGAAACAUCCGUUUACGGCACCCAUUGUGUGGCCCAAGGACGGACCUCUCCACACAAUGCUUCAGAAGACGCUUACGAAGGAGAAAGUCGAGAACUUGGGGUUUGUGGAUUAUGCUCAGGUUGAAAAUGCUUUGGAUAAAGGUUUCGGUGAGAAGACGGAUGUUAAGGCGUUCAGAAUCUUGCUAUUUGUUGCCGCUUGGGUUACUAUGAGCGAGCGUUUUGGAAUCCCCAAGGCUUCUGCUGAGGAAUGGGUUUAG